GUCUUCGGAGAAAGUACCAGAUAAAUCGCGUUGAUUUUAAUGCCUUGAAGAAGCCAGUUUACAACGUAAACAAACUUUAUGGAAAAUAAGCUAGAAAAGCAGAGCGUUUCGCUCAAACACGUUGUAAGUGACAUUAGGUGAAAUGUUCUUUAAAACUUGGCCGAAGGGAAGCUGCUGUCUUAUCGCACUCAGAACUGCGUCGUUCAUCAUUAUGAUGUAAGAAUCCAGAUUCAACAGGGAGCUCCAGUAUCAACACUGCAAACUGACCUGCAAUUGCAAACCAGCUUUCCUCGAACUAGUCUGAUGCACUUCUUUUCGGCACAGAAGCAGUGCGGUCCUCGGAUGCAAACGACUUUCAAACUACUUUAAUUUACAUUUCUUAAAACAUACAUAUAAUACAAUUAUUUUCAUAUUCAAAGAAAGGGGGGGGAAACCGGUAGGAGCAGAGCAACCAAUUCAAAGCGAAAACCAAAGAAUGCUUCAUCUCUCAAAUGAUAUAACACCGUGUUUCACUUUCCUGACUCUGUUUGUCAUUUAUGCUUGCGGAGCACGCCAGAUCUGUGGUGGUUUUCUCUGCCGAGACGACCAGCGAUGCUGCACUCAAGGUAACAGUACCUCGGAGAGGAUUAUUUGCCCCAGACCGCGGAGGCAUCACGAAAGACAAGAGGAUGAUCCCUCGUUGCUGAACGGGCACACUACGGCGUCGCAGGAUUCCCUGAUAGACCGCUUCCCCGAGUACAGUAUCGGGGAAUUCACGUCUCCCGUCCUACAACUUCCGGCAUACGACGAGGUAAAAUACCUACCAACUUACGAAGAAACAAUGCAAGUCGACAGAGACCGAUCCGAUGACCAUUUACUAAAUUCGGCAGAGUCGGUAUCUGCAGGGCGAAGAGACGAGAGACCGGAUGAUACCCGUGUUACCAGGACUUCCUGGAACUCCGUUUAGCUGGACGUUGUGUAUUAGCUGGACGUUGUGUUGCGAUACGUGGAACAUUAAUUUUAAGCUUUUAAAACGAAAUGAGCAAUGCCACAAUAUAUGCUAGUCUGCUGGAAUAAAUUGCUCCGCCAGCUCGGGUCAAUACUAUGCAUUUUAAAGAAAGGCUGACAAUCGUUUUUUUUUUAUCGGUUUGCACAUGCAAAGGGAAAAAUAGUAUUAAACUGUUAAACGAGCCCCAGCAUAGGUUGGGGAUUAUCUUAAUUUAUAAUUUAAAUCAAGCCUUUACACGAAAGGGUGGUGUUAUUAAGCCGCAUACAUGUCAUGAUUCAUCAGAAUUUCAGAAAGUUUCUCACGUGCUUCAUAUGUUGUGUUAACUGGCAGGUCUAACAAGCAACAUGAUUUCCUAACAUGCAUGUCAGAAAUGAACUUCUUUUCUCCUAGCGUGUGCGAACCCUUUUGACAAUUGACUGAAGUCGACCGUCUUGCUGUUUUGUGGCGUAGAGAGUCGUAUGGCUGUAUUUGAAAAGUGAGGGGAGGUUUCCGAGCGAAUUUUUCUUAAUCACGACGACCUUACGGAACCCGAACGAAGAAAUCGUUUGAAAGGUGUUUCUUGUAUUGGGGGUAACGUUUUGUAACAUCACUAUAUAUUGGCAACUAAUUUUCAGUCACUUAACAUACUCAGCAAAUCUAUGAAUACUGCAGCCCCCCCUGAGAGCUCCGUGAAAUUAUUAGCCGAUUGUGAACAUUGUUUCUAAGACACUUAAGAGUUAAUCUCAGGCAACAGAAGGGGGGUAGUAUCCGUGAACACAAUACAUUGUUACAGGUACAGUACUACAACACCCAGCAAUCUGCCUUAUUUUGGAGUACGUCUACUGCAUGUAUCACCAGAAAUGUGGUGACCUUAGUAUGCUAAGAACAAGAAUUGUUUCAGAGGAAAUGAAACACGCAGGUGCCUUUUACAUUUAGUUAACAGUUCGAAUUUGGCAAAGCAACCUUACUUUUUUACGGUUUUGUCCACUCUGGUUGGGAGUGGCUUGCAACACACACCUUAUAACUGAACCAAAGCGUACUGUAUGUAUGGGACAGGCAGGAAAAAGCAAUUACAAGCAGCAAAAACGUACUGUACAACAAGUACACCAAGUCAGAUUUCAUAUUUAUUUCUAGAACGUGACGUAUAUUAAAUUAUUUUAUGCUGGAUAUACUAAA
Molecule: messenger RNA, 2143 nt
Organism: Lepisosteus oculatus (spotted gar)
Lineage: Eukaryota; Metazoa; Chordata; Actinopteri; Semionotiformes; Lepisosteidae
Source: RefSeq, a predicted model, not a curated record